AUGGGCAAGAAAAAUGGGGGAGAUAUUCCUGAAGCAUUUGAUCACAAAUCGCCACAUAGAGACAGGCGUUAUCUGACUCCUUAUCCUAUACCUCCUUUACAUACCAACAUAGUAAAAGCAACCUCCAAUCGGAUCGGGUUUGUUUUUCCCAUGCAAUUUUCUCACGUUCUUUGCAGACAGGACCGGAUUCGGCGCAAUUCUUUUACACGCGAAGGACUUAUGGAACUCUUUGUAAACAAUGGUGGACAAUUCCGACCCUCGUUAAUGGCGACAGAUGAAAAAAGUGCACUUUCCGAUUUUCCAAAUCUUCUUCCUAUAGGUCAAUUUAAGAAAACCUAUAUUAAAGACGUAGAUAUACCGGUUUCCAAGCAAAAGCUUAUAGAAGAUCUGGAUAAAUGGGAUACCUUCUUUAGAUCUGCUCCUACAAUAAGUCAGCAGAUUACGCCAGAGGAAAACUCCCAUUUACAGAGUGCAAUAAAUUACUUUGGCUUAGAAUUAGGAGAUUACAUUAUAAAAAAUAGAAUUGAUCCCAAAUACAUAAUUAAAUUCAUUAACGAUCAUGAUAUUGUUCACCAUCCCAAAAUUCUCAGCUAUAUCAAGAGGCCUGCUCACAGAAGGAAACGACAGACAGCAGAUAUCAACACACCUUAUUGUCAAUACAGAGGUAACAAAACAGAUGCUGGUUUUAUAAAUUUCUGUACUUCAUGUAUGACUACAACAGAUUUGGGAAAGGAGAAGUUUCCACGCUACAUUAACGAAAUUGUGUGCAACGUGGAGCCAUGCUUAACAGUGAACCAAAAUCCGCAUGGAGCUUGUCAGGAAAACAUUUUACAUUUAACGUUUCUUCGCCGUGCUCCCACUGGCUGCGUCAUGAUCAUCCAGGACACUUCGUUUGGCCAGAGGAAGGUGCUGGCAGAUUUGUGGGAAACUUACACUCAGCGUAUCAGAGUUGGGUGUAGCUGCAAGCUUGACAAACGAUCUCGACUAAAACAAACAUUUGGUUUUGGAAAAUAAUGACAAA
Saccostrea echinata is the source of this 1021-nucleotide messenger RNA. RefSeq lists its product as uncharacterized. NCBI's taxonomy places the organism in Eukaryota, Metazoa, Mollusca, Bivalvia, Ostreida, Ostreidae. Bases 1 to 1014 code for a protein of 337 amino acids. The transcript is spliced from 5 exons. The record is from RefSeq and is a predicted model, not a curated record.